This is a messenger RNA of Anthostomella pinea, 240 nucleotides long. The record is from the annotation of a GenBank genome assembly. NCBI's taxonomy places the organism in Eukaryota, Fungi, Ascomycota, Sordariomycetes, Xylariales, Xylariaceae.
AUGUCGCCGCGAUCGAGGGUGAAGGUAUUGCCGCCGGCGGAGGGCUUCCAUCCGACCGAAUGUACUAGCCCUGAAAAUGGAUGGCGCUCAAGCGUCUCACCCAUACCUCGCCCUCAGGGUAUCCUAACACACAAAACCACGGGCUACGCCAUCCAAAUGGUCGACGAGAUCUACGCCCGCACCGGCGCCGACGUCCCCCUAGCCUCAGCCCUGACCGCCGCCCUCCCUUUGGCAGCAUGA